Molecule: messenger RNA, 5722 nt
Organism: Cynoglossus semilaevis (tongue sole)
Lineage: Eukaryota; Metazoa; Chordata; Actinopteri; Pleuronectiformes; Cynoglossidae
Gene: eif2ak4
Product: eukaryotic translation initiation factor 2 alpha kinase 4
Exons: 39
Coding region: 377-5347 (1656 amino acids)
Biological process (GO): regulation of translational initiation by eIF2 alpha phosphorylation; DNA damage checkpoint signaling
Cellular component (GO): nucleus; cytoplasm
Molecular function (GO): ATP binding; eukaryotic translation initiation factor 2alpha kinase activity; protein binding
Source: RefSeq, a predicted model, not a curated record
UUUUUUAUUAUUCAUUGCGUUCCACUUCUGAAGACGGGAGCUCUUCUUCUCUAGUAGAAAUGCUCCCCCCUAGCGGCGAUCAGUGAGAACGCCAAAAUGUGAUGACGUUUCACUCACGACACAGGCCGCUGGCGACAGCCACGCGCCAGCAGCAACAAGAUAAUUCAGUCGGUGUUAUGUUAUGAAUUAGUAAUUACCGAGUUUAAUAAAAAAAAACAAACAUAUUUGGCCGAAGAAGACAGAGCGGAGACAGAGACACGUAGAGGCGGAAGACGGCGCUGAGAGCAGAGGCUUUUCCUGCUUGUGAUUAACGGACGGCUGUGAGUGGGAGUGCGUCCGGAGCACAGGAGCUCUGCCAUGUAGCUGCGGCUGGAGAAUGAGCGGCCAGGUCACUCCAGCAGAUGGGACAGACGACUACACGGUGCAGCAGGAGAACGAACUCGAAGCCCUCGCCUCUAUCUUCGUAGAUGACUUCCAGGAUCUACGGAACAAGGACCCGUGGAAGGUUAAAAGACCUCCAGAGGUGUACCUGUGUCUGAGGCCCAACGGGCUCAACAACGGUCAAGAAUGCUACGUGACUGUGGACCUGCAUGUCAAAUGUCCUCCCACCUACCCAGACGCGCCUCCAGAGCUGGAGCUAGUGAAUCCCAAAGGCCUCUCCAAUGAAAACCUCCAGAACCUCAAGAGUGAAGUCGGCCAACUGGCAGCGCAGCGGUGCGGUGAGGUGAUGAUUUACGAGCUGGCCGACUACAUCCAGGGUUUCCUGAGUGAACACAACAAGCCUCCUCCACGCUCCUUCCACGAGGAGAUGCUGAAGAACCAAAGGAAGCUACAGGAGAAACAAGCUCUGGAGGAGCAGCGGAAGAUUGACCAGCAACGCAAACAGGAGGAGGAGAUGGAGAAAGAGAUUAUGGCUGUGAUCCAGAAAAGAGAGGAAGAGAAACGAGAGGAGAAGAGACGGAAGGAAAUGGCCAAGCAGGAGCGACUGGAGACCAUGGAGCAGCCACUCUCAGCCAACCCUUCUCUGUUGGGGAAGAGUCCCCCCAGCCCAAAGGCCGGUCCACCUGACAUCAUUGAAGCUAAAAAAGCAGUUGCUAACCGUCGUCGCACUACCUCAAGUACACGCCACAGACGUGACACGGUUAAUGAAGAGAACAGUCGAUCUCAGGAGGUCCUUCAUUUUAACAGCACCGCUUACGGAGAGCUGUUCGUCCACAAAGGAAAAUGUUUAGGGGUGAGUGAGAGAGUCAGUCGUACCGUUUACUAUGGGUUCGAGGCCAACUCGGGAGACUUUGUGGUGAUCUACGAGUGGUCGCUGUGUUGGAACAAGAAGAUGGGCAAGUUCUUCACCAGCCAAGAAAAAGCCAAGAUUGACAACUGUAAGAAACAGAUCCACGGGGCGGAAAACGAGCUGAACUCUCUGGUACGGCUGGAUCACCCAAACCUGGUGCGUUACAUGGCGCUGAGCUCCACCGAGAGGGAGGACUGCCUCAUGAUCCACCUGCUGGUGGAGCACGUCCCUGGGGUCAACCUGAACCAAAGUCUGAUCAACAACACGUCCGUCCCCCUGGAUAAACUCCGUCAUUACACCGCUCAGCUGCUGGCGGCACUCGACUACCUUCACUCCAACUCCGUGGUCCAUAAGGAAUUCGGGGUCUCCAGUGUUCUGUUGGACGCCGAGGGCAACGUUCGAUUGACGGAUUACAGCCUGUCCAAGAGAUUUGCAGACAUCUGCAAAGAAGACAUUUUUGAGCAAGCCCACGUGCGGUUCUCCGAGGUGACGACGAUGCCGACAAAGACUGGCAAGAAGGGGGACGUGUGGAACCUGGGGCUGAUGCUGCUCGCCCUGAGUCAAGGGAAAGAAGUGAAGGAAUACCCAGUGACGGUGCCUGGAACCCUGCCUGCUGACUUCCAGGACUUCCUCAACAAGUGUGUGUGCAUCAAUGACUCCGAGCGCUGGACACCCCAGCAGCUGUUGGAUCACUCCUUCCUCAAACCUCCAUCACCCAGAAACCUGCCUCAGUACCAAGAUGCCAGCCCAGAAGAUCUGGCUGAGGACUUUGCGUCCUCUGUCCUCCCACAGAGUCACAUCCUCAACGCUCCAUUCAGCACCGGUGUUCAAAGGCAGUUUUCUCGUUACUUUAACGAGUUCGAGGAACUUCAGCUUCUUGGAAAGGGAGCCUUUGGUGCAGUGAUUAAGGUUCAGAAUAAACUAGACGGUUGUUACUACGCUGUGAAACGCAUCCAGGUCAACCCUGCAAGCAAACAGUUCAGGCGGAUUAAAGGCGAGGUGACGUUGCUGUCGCGCCUCAACCACGAGAACAUUGUCCGCUACUACAAUGCAUGGAUCGAGCGCCACGAGACGCCCUCUGCUGCGGUGCUGAGCAACUCCGACAGCUCGGAGCCCCUAACCUCACCCGACAAUCUCCCCCUGGGCAGAGAGCCGCCGAAGCGCCUCAAUGAACUCGGCCUCCCCGAUAACGUGGAGGACGUUGCUCCGCCUCCAGCACUGUCCAGCUCGGUGGAGUGGUCGACUUCCAUAGAGAAGUCCUCCAGUGCCAGGUGUCCUGGAGGACAGCAGUCUAGCGAUGACGAGGACGACGAUGACGAUGAAGACGAUGUUUUUGGUGCCUCUUUUUUACCUUCAGAAAGCGAUUCGGAGAGUGACAUCAUCUUUGACAAUGGUGACGAGAGCAUCGAUGAGGUGUCGCAGCUGGAGCCGAGCAAAAGGCCGACGUUGGACACCACAGAGAGUACAGACGUGGACCGCCCUCAGCUCAUCGCGCACUACUUGUACAUUCAAAUGGAAUACUGUGAAAAAAGCACUUUACGAGACACCAUAGACCACAGCCUGCACCAGGACCAGAACCGGUUGUGGAGACUUUUCCGAGAGAUACUGGACGGCCUCGCAUAUAUCCAUGAGCAGGGAAUGAUUCAUCGGGACUUGAAACCUGUCAAUAUCUUCCUCGACUCCCAGGACCAUGUGAAAAUUGGAGAUUUUGGCCUGGCUACUGACCACCCUGCUAAUGUGGCUGCAGGUAAAGUUGAAGUAGAGGAGAGCGGCUCUGUGGUGUUGUCCAAAGCCGACCCAACAGGUAACAUGACAGGAAUGGUGGGCACGGCCCUGUACGUCAGCCCAGAGGUUCAAGGAAACACCAAAGCCACGUAUAACCAAAAAGUCGACCUCUUCAGCCUGGGAAUCAUCCUCUUCGAGAUGUCCUACAGACCCAUGACCACGGGGUCCGAGCGCAUCACCGUCCUGAGCCAAUUACGCGAGGAGCCCAUCGUCUUCCCUGAGGACUUCAGUUCAUACGAACAGGGAACACAGAGAAAGGUGAUACAGUGGUUGUUGAACCACGACCCAGCCUUACGGCCCACCACGCAGGAGCUGCUGAAGAGCGAGCUGCUGCCUCCGCCUCAGAUGGAGGAGUCGGAGCUGCACGAGGUGCUGCAGCACACCAUGGCCAACGUCAACGGCAAGGCGUACCGCACCAUGGUGGGACAGCUUUUCGCCCAGAACCUCACGCCAGUGAUGGAUUACACCUACGACAUUGACCUACAUAAGGGCAGCUUCAACUUCCACGCUGCUAAAUUGCAGCAACAUGUGUACGAAACAAUCACCAGGAUUUUCAAGAAGCACGGUGCCGUGCGUCUCCAGACGCCGCUGCUCCUCCCCAGGAACAGGAAGUUGUACGACGGCAGCGAGCUGGCCUGCUUCAUGGACCACAGCGGAAUGCUGAUUACUUUGCCCUAUGACCUUCGUAUGCCGUUUGCCAGAUUCGUCGCCCGCAACAACGUAAGCCACCUGAAGAGGUACAGCAUCGAGCGCGUGUUCCGCCCCAGGAAGCUGGAUCGCGCCCACCCGCGGGAGCUCCUGGAGUGCGCCUUUGACAUCAUCACCCCCGUCACCAACAGCCUGCUCCCUGAUGCCGAGACCAUUUACACCAUCUCUGAAAUAGUCCAGGAAUUCCCCGCGCUCCAGGAAAGGAACUAUAACAUCUACCUGAACCACACCAGCCUGCUGAAGGCCGUCCUGCUCCACAGCGGAGUCCCCGAAGACAAACUGAGCCAGGUGUCCAACAUCCUGUGUGAUGCCAUGAGCGAGAAGCAGACCAAGCGUGAAGUGGAGGCAAAGUUCUGCAACCUAUCACUGUCAGCCAACAGCUUGCACACAGUGUACAAGUACAUAGAACUGAAGGGGAACCUGCAGGACCUGGUUCCACAGCUGACACCGCUCACAAAACACAAGACCGCCGUCACUCAGCUGGCCAAGCAGGGCCUCAAGGACCUGGAGGAGGUCACGGUGCACCUGUGCAGACUGGGAGUCAAGCUGCAGGUGGUGGUCAACUUGGGUUUAGUCUACAAGGUGCAGCACCACUCAGGCAUCAUCUUCCAAUUUGUAGCUUUCAUAAAGAAACGCAAGCGAACGGUACCGGAUAUUUUGGCAGCUGGAGGGCGCUAUGACCACUUGAUAAUGGAGUUCAGGGGGCCGUCCUCCACGCCCUCGGCUGUGGGGGCCAGCCUGGCUCUGGACAAAGUGUGUGCUGCUCUGUCUAACAUGGAGGAACAAGUGACCGUCAGCUCCUGUGAUGUCCUGGUGGUCCCAGUGUGUCAUUCCUCCAUGUCCAGAGCCAUCAGCGUCGUCCAGAAGCUGUGGAGCACCGGCAUCUCUGCUGACAUCGCUUACGACGUUUCACAGUCUCAGGAAACAUUGCUGGACCAUUGCAAAGUGGCUGGAAUCACCUGCAUAGUCCUGGUCUCUGACAAAGAGGGGAACUACGUGAAGGUGAAAUCUUUUGAAAGAGACAGACAGUCGGAGAAGCGGAUUCCCGAGUCGGACCUGGUGGACCACAUCUUUCAAAAGUGUCGGACCAAGUAUUUUGAAGAGCGGAACAUGAGAGAAAUCCCUGAAAGCCUGUCUCAGAACCCCAAAGGAUCGCAGCUCAACACCACAGGUUGUUCAGAGCAGCAUGGCGGCAGCGUCACCAUGAACAUGAACGUGAACCUCAUCAGCCCUGAUAAGCUUUCUGCCAAUGCUAGAAGACGCUAUGAGACGCAGAUCCAAACCAGAUUACAAAAUCUUGGUAACAACUUGCAGAACAAGAGCAACGACAUCGAGGUUCUGGCGGUGGACCUACAAAGGGAAACGCUGAUCAACUUCCUGUCUCUGGAGUUUGACAAUGAUGAGCUGUUCAACAGCAGCGUGAAGACUCUGCUGUCUCAUCUGCCCAAGCAGCGCUACCUGAAGUCCAUCUGUGACGCCAUCCAUCAGUACAAAAUCACCAAAAGGCUCGCCAUGGUGGUCUUAUACAGCUACAAGGACGACUACUACAAGAUCCUGCUGUGAAAACCUGAGCUGUUCUUUACGAACUCUGCCCGAUGCUCUUUAGGCUUCCACAGACUGCUGUCAUCCUCGGACCUACAGAAUGUUUGUUGGAAGACUGGAUCGUUGGUAUCCUGUCCACUUGGAUAAUCAUAAGCCCCAAAAAAACUUUUCUCUGUUUUAUACAUUUAUAUAUAUUGGAACCAAGCUCUUCAACUUCACCAAAAGUCUUCUAGUCUCGCAUAGACUAUAGGUAGACUGGACUUUGCCUUAACAGAAUUAUAGAAUAUUAAAAGGGCUUUUUUUCUGAGGACCAUGUGUCAAACAUACAACAGUUCCACAUUUCUUACUGUGAUCAAGGUUCAGUGUAGUAAUAAAUGAACUUUUUUUUUCCCCGUU